Paraphaeosphaeria sporulosa is the source of this 5055-nucleotide messenger RNA. Its product is annotated as WSC-domain-containing protein. NCBI's taxonomy places the organism in Eukaryota, Fungi, Ascomycota, Dothideomycetes, Pleosporales, Didymosphaeriaceae. Bases 87 to 4829 code for a protein of 1580 amino acids. The transcript is spliced from 9 exons. The record is from RefSeq and is a predicted model, not a curated record. Gene Ontology annotation, molecular function: protein binding.
CUGCACGAAGACCCACUUAAGCUGCAUACGUCGUUUUCUUCAACAGUUAUGACCAGGUUUGGUUCCAUGGACAAUUUCCCGCGGGAAUGGCUUUCCAUUUAAAACCCAUCUCGAUUUCUAUUCCGCCGACAUAUGCAUUGGGGGCCACAGAUACGAUAACAUGGGGAGGUGACAAUAGUCGUACAAGCUAUCAGAACAACCACAACAUGAACCCAAGUGAAGUUGCAAGCUCAGGGUUCGAUCAGAUUUUCAGAACAACCCUACCGGGAAACUUUCAGGGUCUUGCAAAUGAACAGAUCUUCGCGGCGCCACUAGUCUACACAGGGAACGAUGGGAUUCAAUACAUCUAUGUCGCAACGACGCAGAACAAUCUGUACAAAUUGGAUGCAAAAACGGGGGUCAUAGUUGCAAGUCGGAACCUUCAUGUACCGUUCCUGCAGGUUGAACUAGAAAGCUGUGUUGAUAUUAAACCCCUCAUUGGCAUCACAUCCACAGGGACAAUCGACCCAUCUACUAAUAUUUGGUACGUCACGUCAAAGACAUACGCGGAGCGAUUUCAAAACGGUAAUUUCUCCGUCUCAAAUCCGCCGGGGCGUCUGAACGGCAGGUACUGGCAACACGCUGUUCAUACAGAAGAGCUAUCGGAGGUUACGGGAUGGCCGAUACCGCUCGAUGGCACUGUCUUCCGGAACAACCCAAACCGGAUGUUCCUCGGUGGAAACCAACAUUCCCGAACCGGGGCUAUCAUCGUCGGCGACUACCUCUACACAGGAUAUGCAUCCCAUUGUAUUCAGUAUAACUACACUGGAGCGAUUAUAGGCUUCAACAAGAAAACCGGAAAGAUAGUAGAAGCGUUUGCUACGGAAGGUGGCCCAGAGCCAAAUAUUGUCAAAGGAGGCGGUAUAUGGAUGUCCGGUGGCGGUCUGUCAUACGACGGCAGAGGAAGCAUGUACUUUGCCACGGGCAACGGUUACGCAUCUCAGCUCAAAGCAAGUGGGAACGCUGUCCCCGGUCGUAGUCCACCUUCCUCUUUGGAAGAAGCAGCGGUCAACGCCAAGAUCAACGACGAUGGGACUCUUACCAUCAUUGAUUUCUUCAUGCCUUAUGAGAAAGUUGCACUCGACGGGGCAGAUCGAGACCUAGGGACAACCCCUCUUGUCUUGUUACCGUCGACUACUUUCAACUGUCCAAAUCACCGCCGUAUUGGCGUCGUGACAGGAAAGAGUGGCAAAACUUACUUCUUGAAUCUGGACGACCUCGGUGGAUAUCAGCAAGGACCUAACAACGGUGAUAACGUGAUCCAGGUCUAUCAGAAUGAGAAUUCAGUUUACGCAGGAGCUGGAAUGAUACCUCUUGGUGGUGGUUACGUAUACGUUCCGGUCACGCAAUUCAAGACACACGUAUUCAAGUUCUCGUGCGAUGAACUCGGUAACGCAACUUUCUCACUCGUCUCGGACACUCCAGACCUCAAUGCUUACAUCCUGGGGACUGGCGCCGCAACGGUUACCACAAUGAAUGACCAAGAUGGAACAGGCCUACUCUGGAUUUCGGAUGUACAAGGAUACGGGCUGCGAAUAUAUGAUCCCAUACCUCCUGCAAAUGGGGGCCCGUUGACGAGCUUGAGGAAUUUCAGCAUUCCUGGCGUAACCAAAUUCUCCCAUCCUGUCUUCGGAGAUGGUCGAGUCUACAUCUCUACCAACCAGGGUUAUCUCUAUGGAUUUGGAUCACCGGUAAAGAGCGUCUUGAACUGUUCAUCUCCUUACAACUUCGGCGCCAUUCCCAUCAACACUGUCACGCAGCCCGCGACUAUUACCUGCACUGCUCUCAAUAGAACAACAGUGCAGAGUAUCAGCUUGCUGGACUCGAUCAACUUUCAUGUAGAAAAUGUUCCGGCACUGCCGCUCAACCUGUCAACUAGCCAGAAUUUCUCUUUUAGCGUAGCGUCCAGCCCAGCUAACGUGGGCACGUUAUUGAAAGAUGUCACUAUUAACGUACAGAACGCGUUCCCGGGAUAUUCCUCAACCUCUCUUGUCACGUUGCGAGCUACAGGACGCUCCGCUGCUCCCUUACUGGCCAUUUCUCCCCGCUCGAUCUCGUUCAACGUCAUUGCGAAUCAACUCCCGUCACAGCAGCCCACUUUGCUGUGGAAUCUUGGAGACUCUUCAUUGAGUUUCGCGAAUUUCAGCUUCUCUUUGGUAUCACCGAAUGGGCCCUGGAUCCAGCCUAAUACUACCUCAUCUGGUCAGUUGCAGGUAGGUGACUUUACCUUCAGCGUGCUACCUGUCACGAUGGCGCCUGGUACAUCUGCAGUACUCACCGUCACGUAUGCCCCGCACACCCCAGGGAACGACACUGUAUUCCUAACGGGUUUUACAAACGGAGGCUCUGCUAGUUUCACCGCUUCAGGUUUCGCGGGGACGCAGCCUAAAGCCAUUGUGGAGUUCCAAACUCCCGACGGGUCAGGAUGGGUGCCAUUUACCAAUUCGACGCCCUUCGAUUUUGGUACAGUGUAUGAAGGUCAGACCAAAAAUCUGCUCUUCCGGCUUACAAAUGGCGGUGGUCCUCGUGCAGUCCCUCUGUCGGUCGCUGUCUCAAAGCCUCCGUACGGCAUCCCGGAUAUCAUCGGGAAAACGAAUAACAUCGACCUGGCGGAAGGUAGCAUCAUCUCUGCGGGCGAUAGCCAAACGGCCCAAAUCUACAAUGGCUCAACUGUCUGGACGCUGAACACCAAUGAUCCAGACCAAGGGAAGCUUUUCAUACAGUUCUCCUGCCAAGCUGCUACCGAUCAAUAUGGUUACACUGGCUGCUUCAAGGAAGGCAAUCCCGGCCGACAACUAGCUAUACAAGCUUAUACAGACACUGUCAACAACACCAACACGAAAUGUAUCAGCACCUGCAGCUCGCUAGGCUAUAUAUUUGCUGGCACAGAAUUCUCUUCGGAAUGUUGGUGCGGCAUAGAUAUCCCGAUUUCGAAAGGCGAUGAUGCCAACUGUAACUAUGGCUGCUCCGGUGACGUUGAUCAGACAUGUGGAGGCAACGGUCUUACGCCAUCCGUUGGUCAAUACGGCUUCAUCGGCUGCUAUGCCGAACCUUCCGGCAAGACUGUGUCUCUGAAUGCAACUACUUCCAAUAUCAUGACUGUCGAAUGGUGUGCUACAUGGUGCGGAAGUGCAUAUACCUACUUUGGGCUGGAGUACUCACAGGAGUGUACCUGCGGGAACGCAUUGAACCCCAAAUCCACGCUUGUUGACCCUAGUCAGUGUAAUUACCCGUGCAAGGGUAGCAAUAGUGAGUACUGCGGUGGUUUAAAUAGGAUGCAGGUCUAUCAGAUGAGCUCGGUCGUCUCGAGUACCGCAUCCAGUGUCUUGCCAACAUUGGUGACUACGAGCACGAUGAGUUCCACCUCCACUGUUCUCGUGACCCCAAGCAGUUCGUCUGUGAGUACAGGUAUCAUUACACCGAGCACUACACCAAGCUCCAUCUCGAGCUUCACCUCAAGCUCAACAAGUCAGGUGGUCGUGGUAUCUACAACUAUCAUCAAUCCUACCACGUCUAGGACUACAGCUUCUGCGAUUUCUGUCACGAUUACCAUUAUCAGCUCUAAUAGCACGUCUGGUUCAGUCAUUUCACCCGGCUCCACAUUGAGCUCUACUACUGGCUCAAGUCCCCAGGUAGUAGUGGUGCCCACAACUAUCCUCAGCUCUACCGUUUCUAUAGCCACCGGCUCUGCGAGCUCAACCAAAAAGAGCUCUAGUCUCUCUUCCACUUCUGCUACAACAAGCUCCAGCUUUCCAUCCACCUCAGUCACAACGAGCUCUGGCUUAUCAUCGCCUUCUAUUCUGCCUACGACAUCACCAAUCCCAGGAUCGCCGUUGUCAGCCUACACUUAUGUCGGCUGCUUCAUAGACGUGCCUCAGCGAUGCUUGCGCGCCCGAUCCGUUGCUAACAGCUCGGUGUCACUGGACUUCUGCGCAGCAUUCUGCGCUGGCUACACUUUCUUUGGUACUGAAUACACGAAUGAAUGCUACUGUGGAGACGGUAUACUUAUUACUACAGAUCUAGCCACAGAUGGUAGGUGUGAUCUUCCUUGCGCCGCCAAUCACUCACAGAUCUGUGGCGGUAACUGGGGUCUCAGCAUUUACCAGCUUACUCCAUCUUACUUUGGCAACCCAUCGCCCGUCAAAGGCUUUGCUUCGAUGGGCUGCUAUGCUGAGAAGCCCAACGAUCGAGCGUUGAGAAAUGUUUAUUAUAGUGACAUCAUGACCACUGAGCUGUGUUCCGCUCGAGCCGCUGCUAAUGGUUAUUCAUACUUCGGGUUGGAGUACGGGCGCGAGUGCUGGAUGGACAACGUUCUUGAUGACGCUGUCCCUGUGCCACAAGCCAAAUGCGCGACCAGCUGCACGGGGAGCACGUUCCAGAAUUGUGGAGGCGGCAACUUCAUGCAGUUGUACGGCAACGGCUCUGUGGUAAAGAUGCCAUCGGGGACGUCCUCCAUCGCUGCGACAUCUCCUAUGACCACGUCCUCAUCCACGACCACGUCGCUGAUGUCUACAUUUGUGGCUGUCGCGACGACAAGCUCGAUGUCAAGCACAUUUUCAAUAGUUCUUCUGCCAAGCAGUGGAUUAGUGGUAUCUUCCACAGGUACUCUUACCUCGACGGACUCUGUCCCAUCGUCUGGUGGCCUUUCCCCGCCGUCCACGACCUCGCUUUCUUCCAGCAGCACACUGAGGUUCCCGACAACUCCUACCACAUCAACUAGCAAUUCGUCAGUAAUCUUCUCGUCAAGAAGUGUUCCAGUACUACCAACAACCGCCAUUCACGUCGACUAGUCCCUCGACCCCGUCUUCCUCGACAGUAUUAUCAUCAAGCGGCAAUACGGUGUUGCCAGCAACUCCAAUCACUACGCCGACCAGUACAUCGACCUCACCUAUCUCAGUAACGACAUCACCAUCCAUCUCUCCAGUGAACACGUACAGCUUUGUAGGCUGCUGGCAAGAUAAUGCCUGGCGAGGGCAGGGUCGCGCAUUGCGAGCUCUUUCCGCACUGAAGAGUCCG